This is a messenger RNA of Zasmidium cellare ATCC 36951, 1530 nucleotides long. Its product is annotated as glycosyltransferase family 34 protein. Gene Ontology annotation, biological process: protein N-linked glycosylation. Gene Ontology annotation, cellular component: Golgi membrane. The transcript is spliced from 3 exons. The record is from RefSeq and is a predicted model, not a curated record. The coding region runs from base 1 to 1530 and encodes 509 amino acids. Gene Ontology annotation, molecular function: glycosyltransferase activity. NCBI's taxonomy places the organism in Eukaryota, Fungi, Ascomycota, Dothideomycetes, Mycosphaerellales, Mycosphaerellaceae.
AUGUCUCUGGACCGCUCGCCCAGCCCCCAGCGUGACGGUGGAUGGUCAUCACCGGGCCUCACCACCCCCUUCGAAGACGCAAAGGGCGCCAGAAUACGGGGCGUGAGCCCGAACAUGAACGGGGGCCAUGGCGUGACAUGGGCAAGUGCGAAAGCGAACAGCGAGAGGGUCAACGGCUAUCCCAGGUAUCAAAGCCAAAAUCAAGGGUUCUUCAGCCGAGUACGGAAAAUGUCCAUGAGUUUACCGCUCUUUGCACACGGCGGACAAGAAGACCGGUACGCUGAAAAGGAGAAGCUGGGAAGACGGCGGCAAGGCAGAGAUGGCGGACGGAUGGCGUGGUCAGACUUUCCAAGACGGAUAGGCCUGUUACUGUCUAGAAGACGGAAAUAUUUGGCACUGCUGAUCUUGGGUAUAUUCUUGGCGUUGUGGUGGUUCAACGCAGCCAUCACCUUUUGGUAUCGAAGAACCUCAUGGCUAGGAGGCGGCUCAAAGUUCGUCAUCAUUCUAGGUGCUAAUCAAGGAGGAGGCGUGAUGGAGUGGAAGGGCGCCAGGGAGUGGGCCAUUGAAAGAGACAGCGUGAAGAACAAGAAGCGAUACGCGGCCAAAUGGGGCUACGAACUGGACAUUGUGGACAUGAGCACGAAAAAGCGAUAUGCCCAUGAAUGGAGAGAAAGCUGGGAAAAAGUUGAUGUCAUUAGGAAUGCCAUGAAGAAAUAUCCCCACGCUGAAUGGUUCUGGUGGCUGGACCUCAACACCUUCAUCAUGGAACCGAACCUCUCCCUCCAAAAACAUAUUUUCAACGACCUUGGUCAUACUACGUACCGCGACAUCAACGUUUACAACCCUCUGAAGAUCCAACAUCCGCCGAAUGGAACCUCCGGCGACCCGAACGCGCCCCAUUUUGCGAAUUACCUCGACCCCGAAAGCUUGUCAGCAGUUGGCGAUGGCAAACCCGAAAGCGUCAAUCUCAUCGUACCGCAAGAUUGUGGUGGUUUCAACUUGGGCUCCUUUUUCGUAAAGAGGAGUCACUGGACGGACAGGAUUCUUGACAUUUGGUGGGAUCCAGUGUUUUACGAGCAGCGACACAUGGAGUGGGAACACAAAGAGCAAGAUGCGUUGGAGUACAUCUACACCAACCAGCCAUGGAUUCGACCCCACGUCGCGUUUGUGCCUCAGAGAAAAGUCAACGCUUUCCCGAACGGCGCGUGCGGCGAUGAUCGCGGCCUACCUGAAGGAGGCUGCAGGGCAUUGAAGAUUGGCGACGACAUGAAAGAGUGCGGCAUCCAGGGGAUCCACUACCAGGAGAAAGAGCGAGAUUUCUUGGUCAACAUGGCAGGAUGUGAAUGGGGCCGAGAUUGCUGGGGAGAAAUGUACAACUUCCGGCAACUCAGCAACAAGCUGAACCGAAGCCGAUGGGAGAAAUUCAAGGAUUGGAUCUCGGACAGCUGGAAUGAGAGGAAGGACAUGGAAAAAGCCAAGCGCGAUCAAGAGGCGUUGGAGGCCCAGCAGAAGGCUGAGCAGCAUCAGUGA